CCUUAAAUAAACUAUUUGUGGUCAGCCUAAGCUUUGUACAAACCAUCAGUGAUGAAGAGAAACGAUAGCUUAUCAGCAUCAUAAUAACUCAACGUGUAGGCUUACUGUUUAACUUGUACAAAGCAAUAUCUAUGCACGCUUGACCCAGAUUAGUCAACCGUGCACAGUGCACGAUUCUGUAAAGUUCAUAGUACCAUAGACUGUAGAAAAUUAGUUUCAUACAUACAAACAAAAGACAGUAGUCUAGUGCAUUUCCCCGCAAACUAGCAUCGUUUUGUAAGAACACGAGACGCAGAAAUACAUGAGAGGAACUAUAUGAGCGCUUCCGCCUUCUCCAGACCCCCACCUUCAACAGGACCAUCGAGAUACAGUGGGAGGCGAUUGACGUGGCAGCGAUUACCCGGAUGUGACACAAUUUUACAUCAUCCCUAAGGACUGGGCUGAAUUCCUCCAAGCCACCUACGCAGCUGUUCGGAGCACGUAUAACCUGAGCAGAAGACUAACCUGCCGGGCGCUGUGAUAGCUCGGCUCGUCUCUCCGCAGCCUUGAGGUUGCUGGCACCGAAAUAAAAAAGAUGUGGCUGUUCGUUUUCGCCAGCCUUCUCCAAUGCCUGUCGGCCUAUGAGGUGGAUUUGAAGAAACUAGAUGGUUUGGCUAAAGCGAAGGUGGAGUCCUGUGGAGGGUGACAGUUGAAUCGCCUGAGGGAGGUCAAGGCUUUUGUGACCCAGGACAUCCCUCUCUACCAUAACCUGGUGAUGAAGCACAUCCCCGGGGCCGAUCCGGAGCUCGUCCUCCUCAGCCACUACUACGAAGAGCUGGACCGGAUCCCUCUGUCCGACAUGACGCGCACCGAGAUCAACGAGCUCCUGGCCUCCCUGGGCUUCUACAAGAAGGACAACGCCGAGGACGAGGUGCCCGAGGAGUUCCGCUUCUCCCCGGCCAAGGACAGCCCCUGGAAGGACGCCCCCGGGUCCCCGGCCUCCCCCACCCCGGCCCCGGAGGAGGAGGAGGAGGAGGAGACGGAGCAGGACAAGCCGCACUCUGACCUUUAACCCGGAAGUGAAGGACCAGAGCGAACGCUGGCUUCCUUCCGGCUCCGUCCCCGUCGAGCCUCACCGAGGCUGCGCUCGAAGCCGCAUACUACUCGUGCCGCCUUUCAGUGAAAGUCUGAAGUUUUGUGCGACUAGUGUGCGGUUUCGAACGCAGCCCUACAACUCACCCUGACAUAGUUGCGCAUAGUUUUGUUUUUGUGAUAAUUCGUAUUGUUUUAAUUGCCAUUUUUUGGUGCGUGUCGGGUGUGCGGAGGUUCCUCGUGUCUGCGCUCACUGCACUGGGUGUCUGGCGCCCCCACCUGGCGGGAAACAGAAUGACGCCCCGGGCUACAAAUCGCCCGAUUGGCUCGGGGCCGAUGAUGCGUUUUCUGGUGGGUGGGGCUCAGAUUCCACCCAGGGGGGUGAAAACAGAAACUGUGGUGUAGCUCUCAAUAAAAUCACUGGGUAAAAAAAAAAA
This is a messenger RNA of Conger conger (European conger), 1508 nucleotides long. It is a transcript of the gene selenom, whose product is annotated as selenoprotein M. The transcript is spliced from 5 exons. The record is from RefSeq and is a predicted model, not a curated record. Gene Ontology annotation, molecular function: oxidoreductase activity. Gene Ontology annotation, cellular component: endoplasmic reticulum lumen. Lineage: Eukaryota; Metazoa; Chordata; Actinopteri; Anguilliformes; Congridae.